AUGACCAACGGAAUCGAAUUGGCUAAUUGUGAUGGACAAUUAACACAAAUUAUCAUUGCAUAUCACUUUUUUACCCUCCAAUGGCUAGCACAAAGUCUUGCAAAGAAUACGUUACCAAGGGUAGCGAGGCAGGAGAUCAUACCAACUUUGCCGAAAUUGUUUCUCACAACAAGUAAUCACAGGCUCUGGAUAGCCAAAGCGCCUUAUAAUGAAAAGUAUCAGACAAAUUGUAUGAAAUUGAUCAGGGCCUUCAUUAAAGUGUUGGAAAGUCAAAAAAAGCAUUACAGAUUGGAAAUUACGUGUCUCCAGAUCAAAUUGAUGGACUUUACUAAUCACUCUGACACGGAAGACUUUGAUUAUGUUGCCGGAGCUGAGCCGUUCAUUCAAGACACCAAGUUUGCACAAUUUAAGGACACUCACGGAUCAGGCAUAUUGGAUUUGAAGCAAGCAAAAAUGACUACCAUCAUUCCUCUCACUUGUGCAGUACCAACUGAUGACUCCUUGCGGCCCGUCAAUGACACAUGGGCUCCAUCACCCUCAAAGGCAACAAACUUUGAAUCAGCGAGGUCUAUUUUGGCUUCGUUUUCAUUAUCUACGGUGAGUGCGUUGUCGAGCCAGCAAAUAGCGUUGUUGGACUCGGUCACUUUAUUCUGCAAGGACAAUCUCGGACCCGAACUCGUUCCAUUCCUCGGGCAGUUAUAUGAGCUAUUCAAGCGUCACAACCAGUUGAAAAGAGUUCGCAAUGUUUCAAAUUUGUUAUUCAAGUUAGGGAAGAAGAUUAACGACACUGAACUACUAAAUUUGGCCAUUGGUUAUGAACUUUUCAUUUUCCAGCGUCAACAAUCAGAAAGAGAUUUUGAGCUACUUGUGGGCAAGUUGAGAAUGGUUGACCAAUACACUCCUUACAUGAUGAGGACUUUGUUGCAAGCCUGUGAGAUAUGCAAGAAAAUUGAUACACCAACACUCAGUUUGAUUAACAAGGUACUACUGAACAAUUACGCACUUUCCGGGUGCUUGAAUGAAGUUGAUGAGCAAUUUCGCUUCCAAUUAGUAAUGGAUAUAUGCAGGGGAAUGAACAACCAAAAAGAGGAAAAGUCUGAUAUUUGCAAUGCCAUUGUCAACGGGGUAAGAUUUUCUAACGACCAAUACACACUCCAGCUCCAGCUUGCUUAUUACGACAUUGGAGGAAUCGAGCAUUUGAACUUGAAAGAGCCAGCAACCUGUGACUUGAUUGCAUCAACGGGUCUUGCAAUGGCAAAGAUGAAUUUAAAUGCCUGGAAUGAAAACGGUUUGACGCGGAUUUACGGCAAUCUUGCCCAUUGGGCACGGGAUGUCUCGCAAGUGGAUGAAUUUGAAAAGUCUAUUGUGGAAAGGGGAAUUCUCCUACUCAAAUACAAUGGAAUGAAUAGAAAAGCGAUGGAAAUUGCUGAAACGGUAUUGAAAGGACCCAUUGUCGAUGAUUACUUUAGAAUAUUUUUGCAUUUUCAGUUGUGUUGCAUAUCGGCAAGACUUCAAGAUCAUUCUGUAUGCAAGAAGUCAAUAGCACAACUACAAUCAUUGAUUGGCGAAACAAAGCAUUUGCGAUUUGAAGAUGUGAUGAAUUACAAGAUCGAAAGUAUCAAAUUGCUUGCAAUGGAAGAUUAUGAAACUGCAAGGACUAAAUUCAAAUCGUUCACAUCCGUCCUCAAACUGAGACCUGAGUUUGAUCUCAACCAAUCUAAGUCAUUAUCCAUUUGGGAGAAGUUGAAAAACUUUUUGAUUUUGGCCAAAUCACAAUUGCUAGCUGCUCAAAUCAAUGUUGACGAUCUUGCAUGUUCACAUUCGUGCCUCCAAAAAGCUUUGAGAAUUCUUUAUUUGAUUUUAAAGAAAUGUCCAACGGAUUCCAAGAUCUCAUCGGCGAAUGAAAUUAUGUGGGAGACGAAGACUUUACUCCUUGAAGUGUUCAAUCUUAUCGUUGGUUCGUUGGCAGAUUUAGGCUUGUCCAAGACUAUACCCGUUUAUUUAGUUCAAUGGAACAAGUUGAAUGAAUCGGUAGAGGCUCCGUUAGUGAAUCAAAUCAAUAGAUACAAGAUCCGGAUCUAUGGAAUCCUCCUGAAGCUGGAAAAUUUCACAAAGAGUACUCAGGAAAAUUGUGAGCUCGUCCAAGCAGACCCCACAGUGCAAUGGCAUAAACUGGUUUUGCAAUUACUACUACAUCAAGAACAAGUUGAGCUCCACAAAUCGGAUUCUCAUCUCUUCGCAGUGAGAGAGAACCCAUUUCUUCGAUACGCGACCCAGCAUGAAGAAAUUCACCACUUUCAAGAUUCUCUUGCCCGAUGCUUAAGUCGAUUGAAUAACUUCAAAGCAGUUGGCUCCUUUUCUGGUGGUGUGCAGUUAUUCCCGUCAAUUACCCGUGCAAAAUUGUGUUUAGAUGACAACGCCAUGGAGGUAUAUCUUGACUUGGGUAAAAUCAAGGAUUCAUUGUUGGGCCAAGUCCAUCGGCUAGAGUUUGCAAUCGUCGAGCAAAAGAGGUUGUACUAUACAUUGUUGCAAUGUGUCCACUUGAUUUCUUCAAUUAGCGCAUACAAUGGCCAAGAUUUACUAUUUCAAAUGUACUUUAUGCAAGAUUGGAUCAAGGCUAAGCCGCUUGUUGAUGAGAGGAGGUUAACAUUGAUGGAUGAGAAAAAAUUAAUUCCGGAGGUGUCGCAACCGAAGCGACUUUCACAUAGCCAGCAAUUAAGCCAGUUCAAGUCUGAUUUAUUGUUUUUACCUGCCAAUUGGAGUGUUUUCACUAUCGAUAUAUGCGAGGUAACAGGAGACUUGUUACUUUCCAAGUUACAAUCUGGACAGUUGCCCACCUUUGUGCGCCUUUCAUUGACAAGAUUCAAAGAACGAGAAUCAAUAAAGACUUUGACAUUUGACGAAAUGAAGAAGGAGUUUGAACGUAUUUUUCAAGCGAAUCGAGAGUCGACUCUAUAUUCGACCACAUCAUUGGUAAAGACGAUUCAAGAUCGCAAGAAAUGGUGGAAAACUAGAUUCACAUUGGACUAUGAGUUGCAAGAGCUUUUGCAGCAUGUGGAAAAGUUUUGGUUUGGAGGAUUUCAAGGAAUUUUUGGGUCCCUUGCAUCCUCUUUCAAUGAAUUUAAACUUGAUUUAACGAGAAUCUUGAGAACUCAUAUAUCCGACAGUAUUGAACGCACUAUAACGUUGAAUGAUGUGGUAUUUGAAUCAUUUUACGGUUUAAGGCGUUAUGACCGUGCAUGCGUGGAUGACUUGCUUUCUUUUUUGAUGGACUUACUCAGCUUCCACUCGAACGUUGAUAAUGCUAGUAUCAAUUUUGAGAAAAUACACGAAUCAAUUCAAGAUUUGCUUGACAAGUAUCAGAAAAGAGAUCAGUUUGGUCACGUCGUAUUGAUCCCAAGUGCUCGCUGCUCGUUUUUUCCAUGGGAGUCAUUGCAAUUCUUGAGGGGUAAAUCCGUAACUAGGAUGCCUAGUGUGUCUAUGCUAACUGAAGUUUUGAAAAAAAAUCCGUCUCGAGUAAACAGCAGUGAGGUGUAUUAUUUGAUUAACCCAGGGGGGGAUUUGAAAACCAGUCAACAACGCUUCCAGCCAUUGAUAAACAAGCAUAAGUCAUGGAAGGGGUUAGCUGGUGUCAAGCCCGAUGAGAACAAGAUUGUGGAUGAUAUACUUGCUUCCAAAUUGUUUGUUUACAUUGGACAUGGAGGCUGUGAUCAAUAUGUCAAGUCCAGAACAUUGUUCCAGGCAACAGAGCAUCGUGACUUACCCCCGUGCUUAUUGAUUGGAUGUUCAUCAGGUAGUUUGCAAGACCAUGGCCAAUUUGAACCGCUGGGAGGAAUAUUCAGCUGGAUCAAUUGCGGGUCUCCUCUUGUUCUUGCAAAUUUAUGGGACGUUACCGACAAAGAUAUUGAUACAUUCACAAACUCGACUUUUAAAUACUGGGGGCUUCACCAUGACACCAAAGAGAAAGUUGACAUUGCAGAAGCAGUGCGCAUGAGCCGAGAUGUGUGCAUUCUCAAGUAUCUCAAUGGAUCAGCUCCAGUCAUCUACGGUUUACCCUUGAUGACAAGUUAA
Molecule: messenger RNA, 4071 nt
Organism: Lodderomyces theae
Lineage: Eukaryota; Fungi; Ascomycota; Pichiomycetes; Serinales; Debaryomycetaceae
Gene: ESP1
Product: separase
Exons: 1
Coding region: 1-4071 (1356 amino acids)
Biological process (GO): proteolysis; meiotic chromosome separation
Cellular component (GO): mitotic spindle; cytoplasm; nucleus
Molecular function (GO): cysteine-type endopeptidase activity
Source: RefSeq, a predicted model, not a curated record